UAGUAGUAUAGAACGAAGUGUUAGUACUUGAAAAACGAAGAAAGAAUUGAUGGGGAAGCUAAGUCGUUGUAUGAGACCUAGCGCUAGCAAUGCCACUGCUCUGAUUGUUUGAUUCAUUUAAUCUGCCCUAAAUUCUUCUUCCUCAUACCAAUUUCACUUCUUUUGAUCAUAUUUAUCGCUAUUAAUAAUAUAUCAUCGCCAAAGAUCUCGAAUCCGAAGCAGCAAUCUACGUUUACAAUUUUCAAUUUUCCUGAAGACGAUACGAUUCAUUAGAAUUUUGGUUAGAUUGUUGUGAUGGAUUCAAGCAGAGAUUCAGGGGGUAGAGUUUUGAGAAACAGGGAUCUAUCAUCAUAUGCUCCAUACCAAAAAGAUCGCAGGGGUUUCCGACAAAGUUAUCUGUGUAAGAAUUGCAAGCGGUUAGGGCACUUUGCUAGAGAAUGUGCAAAUGAUUCAGUAUGCAACAAUUGUGGGCAACCAGGGCACAUGGCUGCUGAUUGUAAUUCGAAAACAAUGUGCUGGAAUUGUAAAGAACCGGGGCACCUGUCUACUGAAUGUAAGAAUCAACCUAUAUGCCAUUCCUAUGGAAAAAUGGGUCAUUUAGCGCGCGAGUGUCCGAAGUCUAGCGAUCCUAGAGUUUGCUGCAAUUGUUUCCUGCCAGGCCAUUUAGCAGCAGCCUGUGUCAAUGAAAAGGCAUGCAAUAAAUGCCGAAAGCCUGGCCACCUUGCUCGUGACUGCCUCAAUGAGCCCGUUUGCAACAUCUGCAAUUUAACUGGACAUGUGGCCCGGCAAUGUUCGAAUCCACUUCUCCCACCGCUUUUCCUACCACCACCAAUGCUUGGUGGUCCACCACUUAUUCGUCCUAUCAUUGGUGGCCCAUUUCAUGAUAUCUACUGUCGUAGCUGCACACGUCCAGGCCAUACAAGUCAUCAAUGCAUGUACAUGAUCAUGUGUGCUGCCUGUGGUGGUCGUGGUCAUCGGGUAUUUGAGUGCCCUUCUGGUCCAAUGCUUGAUAUGGUCUAUCAUAGAUUUUGAUUAAUUAAUGAAAUAUGAACGGUCAAAUUUAUAGCGUUUUUGUCACCUCCACCUACUAUGAUACAAAUACGGACUACUGAAUUGUAAACUUGAUAUUUUAAUGAGUUAUGGCCUAUAAAAUUCGCAGAUUACAGCUU
Molecule: messenger RNA, 1169 nt
Organism: Amaranthus tricolor (Joseph's coat)
Lineage: Eukaryota; Viridiplantae; Streptophyta; Magnoliopsida; Caryophyllales; Amaranthaceae
Product: zinc finger protein GIS2-like
Exons: 4
Coding region: 295-1032 (245 amino acids)
Molecular function (GO): zinc ion binding; nucleic acid binding
Source: RefSeq, a predicted model, not a curated record